Molecule: messenger RNA, 5218 nt
Organism: Colossoma macropomum (tambaqui)
Lineage: Eukaryota; Metazoa; Chordata; Actinopteri; Characiformes; Serrasalmidae
Gene: pdk3a
Product: pyruvate dehydrogenase kinase, isozyme 3a
Exons: 11
Coding region: 606-1820 (404 amino acids)
Biological process (GO): protein phosphorylation; regulation of glucose metabolic process
Cellular component (GO): mitochondrion
Molecular function (GO): pyruvate dehydrogenase (acetyl-transferring) kinase activity
Source: RefSeq, a predicted model, not a curated record
AAUACUUAGAAGCUUUUUUUACAGUUUUGUGCAAAUUAUGAAAUACAGUGGUAAGACAAUGAAAUAAUAAUGAUAUAUAUGUAUAUUGAACAUAUAUUGAUUCGUUCGAAUCGUUUGAAUCAGACUUUUCACUAACUGAACGGGACAGUUCGAACGAAUCGGUUCGGUAGACUGAUUCGAACGUCCCGUCGCAAUUAAGAAAUUCAACCUAACUUGAGAUACAACAAAAUACCGGUGAACAAUCCUGAAGUAUGCGGUCGACCAAUGGCUGUGCAGAGUUGGCGCUUCGUAUCCGCUACCAGCCAAUCAGGGUUCAGCGUAGCUCGGUCGCGAAGAGCGGUUGUGAGGACGGUUUGUGUACGUGAUGUUUGGAGAAUCAGUAACGUUGCUCCGCGGACGGCUUAACGUUUUCUCCUGUUUUCGGUCCGCGAAGUCAGUGACGGAGGAGCACAGGCGGAAAAUGUCUCUCGUUACCUAGACUGCUGUCGCGUUAGUAUUAUUUUAGCAGAGGCACUGCACUUGGCCUUGUUCUGGUUUCAUUUGCAGUCACCUUUGAGGAAAACAGAGCCGCUAGACUCGAAUCAUCACAUCCAUUUUAAUUCACAAUGAGGCUGUCGGUGUUUCUGCUGAAGAACGCUUCCCCAAAGAUCGAGUAUUACUCCAGAUUUUCACCGUCGCCUCUGUCGAUAAAGCAGUUUCUUGAAUUUGGCAGGGACAAUGCGUGUGAGAAGACGUCGUACAUGUUCCUGCGGAAGGAGCUGCCUGUGCGGCUGGCCAACACCAUGCGGGAGGUCAACCUGCUGCCUGACCGGCUGCUGAGCCAGCCCUCAGUCAAACUGGUGCAGAAAUGGUAUAUGCAGAGCUUUUUAGAGUUGCUUGAGUAUGAAAACAGGAGCCCAGAUGACCCACAUGCCCUGAAUGACUUCUUGGAGGCACUUAUUGAGAUCAGAAACAGGCACAAUGAUGUGGUCCCCACCAUGGCCCAGGGACUGAUCGAGUAUAAGGAGAAGUUUGGUUUUGACCCAUUCGUCAGCUCCAACAUCCAGUAUUUCCUGGACCGCUUUUAUACCAACCGCAUCUCUUUCCGCAUGCUCAUCAACCAGCACACACUCCUCUUUGGCAAUGACACAAACCCGGCACACCCCAAACACAUUGGCAGCAUUGAUCCUGCGUGCAGCGUGGCUGAUGUGGUGACUGAUGCUUAUGAGACAGCCAAGAUGCUGUGUGAGCAGUACUACCCUGCUGCCCCGGAGCUGAAGAUUGCAGAGUUUAAUGCUAAGGCACCUAACAAGCCUAUCCAAGCUGUCUAUGUGCCCUCUCAUCUGUUCCACAUGCUGUUUGAACUGUUCAAGAAUGCAAUGCGAGCUACAGUGGAGCACCAUGAAGAGAAUAAGGACGACCUUCCACCUAUUAAGGCUAAAGUCACGCUAGGGAAGGAGGACCUCUCUAUAAAGAUCAAUGACAAGGGUGGGGGCGUGGCUCUGAGGAAGAUUGACAGGCUCUUCAAUUACACCUACUCCACUGCACCAACCCCCAGUCUGGACUCUAAACGAGUACCACUGGCUGGAUUUGGCCAUGGCCUCCCCAUCUCCAGACUGUAUGCACGUUACUUUCAGGGAGACCUGAAGCUGUACUCGAUGGAAGGGGUGGGGACAGAUGCGGUCAUCUACCUGAAGGCUCUCUCCAGUGAGUCAUUUGAGCGCUUGCCAGUCUUUAACAAGUCUGCCUGGCGACACUAUCAAGGAGGCCCCGAGGCGGACGACUGGAGCAACCCCAGCAAAGAGCCGCGAGACGCUUCAAAGUACAAGGCGAAAAGAUAAACGUCCCUCAUCCACCACUGCCUGGCACCCGAACCACUGCACUUCUAUUCCUCUCCCUCUCCGUUUAGUCUAGCUUCUCUUGCUGUGGCCACAGCACAUCAAUGCCAAGUGUUCUGUGCUUGUCAGCAUUCCUUGAGUAGAGCCUUUGAAAUGAGUCUUUAAAAAAAAACAAACACAAGUCUCUGCUCCUUCCUCCUCUGUCUAGCAUGAAACAUUGGUCACAGUGCCCCCUCGUGGUGUGCCCCAGAAUGGUAGAAUGGCUGGGAGAGAUGGGCGAGUUCCAGUGUGCCUCGGGUGAAAGUAUAGUGCCACAUAAUAGGGCCCCUGUUUGACUCCCCUGAGGAGCUCUGGGGAAAAAACGUUGUCGUUUCAGACGAUCGAGACAAAGGGCGGCUCAGUUUCUGCUGCACAGGCAGGGGAAAAGGUUAGUGAGCUGUUUUCUUAAAGGAAUACUCCAAUGCUUUUCAAACCCAGUCGCUGCCCGCUGACUUACAUUAUAAGUGGGAGUUUGAGUCAAAUGUUUUUGUGCUCUUUAACUAAGAAAAGGGAAAUGCAUCCCAAUUAUUGUCCCUGGUAGUCAACUGUGAGGGUCAGAGCUUUGGUUGAAUUACGCUGGAUUAUUCCUUUAACCAACACUGUAACCAUUCCAUAAACCGUGGGUUAUCAUGGUUGAAAUACGGACAUAAUAUGUUUAAUUUCUAAGGUAUAGAAGUACCUUUUCGGCAGCGAAAUUUAGCAGAUAUGCCUCACUUAAAUUAUAUAGAGGACUAAAUGUUACCUAGAGGAUUUAUAAAACAUUAUACGUUGUUUACUAUUUAUUUGAAAACCACUGUAAUUUUAAGAGAUGUGCAAAUAGGUACAGGUGUGACUGCCAUUUUAGAAAAUCUGCUCUUGUAUAGGAAAUGUAAGGGCAUCAGAAAUGCUCAUAAGCCUGAGCUUCCUGUCACUGUAGUUAUGAUAUACCGUGACUCUCAUAAAAGGACCAGCAGAACAAAGCUUACACGAUGACAGCCUUCCAUUUCACUAGCAUCAUACCUGCAAACCUUUUUUUCUGAUUUGUGGAUGACCUUAUCCAGUAAAAGUUCUAUUAUGUAUUAGAUUAAAGCUGUUCUACUGUAGUUCUGUCACAAAUUGAAGGAAUAUUGAUAAAUGUUUACAGAUCCUUAUAUCCAGCAUGAAGGGAAACGUCGCCUUUUUGUUGUCUUAUGCAUCAGCAGCAGUAUGACGGUAUCUCUCUUUAUCUCUAUCUUUAUCCUCUACCAGCAUGCCAAUAUGAACAAUGCAGCACUGUAAGAAGGAGGCCUUCUCAAUUAUACCUGUUUUUAUUUAGAUUAGUCAAGAAAUCAUAAAUGGUUUUUUUCCAUAUGCAGGAAUUUCUUUAACAGUUUUUUACUAUUUUAUGGCUCAUUUUCCCUUUAUUUCACAGACGGAUCAUUGGCUCACUCUUUCUUUUCCUGUUUAUGCUCUACAGCUGUGUGCGCAUUUUUUGGUUUUGUGAUGACCUUUAGCAUUAUUUUAGAUGUACAGGCCUUUCUGCUGUUAUACCAAACUCAUAAAAUUUAAAAGUGGCAGAUUAUGAAAGUUAAUGAAAGCAGUUGGCUUUAUGCACUUGUGCACACUGGCCACUUUACUAGGUACAACUCCCUUGUAUCUACACUCAUUGUUUAUUAUUCUCUGCAUAAUUUGUAGCCCUUUUUUACCUUCAUCAACUUGAUUAGCUCAAGAGAAGAAUGUUUGGAGGGGUGAGGGACUGAGUGAACAGCAGGGACUUCAGCAGCAAAAAUCAUUGCAAACUGAUGCAUUUUUCUUUUCAAACCUGAAAAUAAUGUCAGAGAAAUCUGUUUACAAACCAUUGUGUCCUCUCAGAAAAGUGUUGUGCAUUGCAAGGUUUUCAUAACUAGCUGAUUAGCUCAUGAGGCUAUUGUAGUUGAAGAUGCUCAGAUUGAAUAAUCACUUGUGUUAAAGUUGGUGAGGGUGUGUUGAAAAGGGUUUGAAACAAGACUGUACUGUCCACUCUAGACGUGGCUACCUUGUUAGUCCACCCUGUAGACGUAAAUUCAGAGACGAUGGCUGAUCUGUUGCUGCACAGCUUUGUGUAAGUCGCCUGUAGUCCCUGGUAAGUUUCUGACCGCAGGACGCUGUUAGCUGGAUAUUUUUAGUUGAUGGACUAUUCUCACUAACUCACUAAUAUCACCACCCAAAUAGUACCUGCUCUAUGAGAGUCCUGACCACUGAUGAAAGGGAUGAUGGAGGGCUACCAAACAUUGCAGAGAAACAGAUGGACUACAGUGUAAUUGUAGAACUAUGAAGUGUACCUUAAUGGUAGGUAGACCUGAUAAAAUGGGCAAAGAUGUGGAUAAAAGGUGGGUGUAUGUAAUAAAGUGACCAGUGCAUGUAUUUUUAGUUUGUGGUAGCUCUCAUUUAUCACAGCUGUCUUAGUGUUCUUUAAAUGUAUCUAUCGGUUUUUCAGUAUAAUAAUUAUUAUUAUUAUUAUUAUUAUUUUCAUCUCACUUCAUUAGAGAUACCACUCAAGUACCAACCUUGCCCAGUGAUUUAGUGGUCAAUAAAGCCUUUUUGUAAAAGAGAAAUCAGUAUGGACCUUAUAAUGGUUAAUAUGGACCUUUAUGUUCUUCUAAAGUUAAAAUAUAGAUUACAAGGUUUGUUGAAGGAAAAAUGUUAGAAAUUAUUUUUCAGAUUUAGUAUCUCUGUGGAGAAAAUGAACUCUGAGAUGACAUGAAGCCAGCAUGUAUCUAUAGAACCAGCUUAAUGUGUAGAGACCAUAGAGAAGCUCAUUCUGCUGUGGGCUGGUUUUCCCAGCAUGGAUUUCUCUCCGAGAAAGCUUUUCAUCAGAGUAAUGGUCAUUAUUUGUUCUGUUCACUGCAGCACCAGGCCUGAUCUCCUUACACAGACACGGCUGCCUGUGGACGGUGGCUGCUUUAAGAAAUACUCCAGUGUUUUUCACCCUGAUGUCUGUCAGCAGUAUGUAUAGCACUCAGACAGCAAAAGACCUAAACUUGGAAAAGAACAGACAACUCAAAAUGUACUUCAGCAUCUGUACAGGGAAUUGUGUUGAAAUGGUCUGUGGUAGCUGACCACAUUACAGGUACUGCAGAUAGAGAUUAGGUGGGGAAAAAAAAAGCUAGAGUAUUCCUAAAAGUGUGGACAUGACUAGUUUAUCUAAUAUACCUUUGUUGUGUUCUGUAUCUGCUCUGUCGCUGCACAGUACAUAAGCUGGUUGUUGUUUUUUAGUAAUUGCAGAGACACGCUGUCCUGACUUGAUGGUUCUGAAGUCGUUCUUCAUAUGUGAAUCUGUACACACUCCAUUCAUGUAUUGCAGUAAGGUUGUUGGUCUGUUGAGCACAACCUAAACUGUACAAUAAACCAGAACCCGAACCAUA